CCACCUGGAGCGCAUGAAGAAGAACAUGGAGCAGACCAUCAAGGACCUGCAGCACCGGCUGGAUGAGGCCGAGCAGAUCGCCCUCAAGGGGGGCAAGAAGCAGCUGCAGAAGCUGGAGGCCCGGGUGCGGGAGCUGGAGAACGAGCUGGAAGCCGAGCAGAAGCGCAACGCGGAGUCGAUCAAGGGCAUGAGGAAGAGUGAGCGUCGCAUCAAGGAGCUGACCUACCAGACGGAGGAGGACAGAAAGAACCUGCUGCGGCUGCAGGACCUGGUGGACAAGCUGCAGCUGAAGGUCAAGGCCUACAAGCGCCAGGCCGAGGAGGCGGAGGAGCAGGCCAACACCAACCUGUCCAAGUUCCGCAAGGUGCAGCAUGAGCUGGAUGAGGCGGAGGAGCGCGCGGACAUCGCCGAGUCCCAGGUCAACAAGCUGCGGGCCAAGAGCCGCGACAUCGGCACCAAGGGCUUGAAUGAAGAGUAGCUUUGCCACAUCUUCUUGAUCUGCCCCAUCCUGAGGGUGCUGAUGAAGCCCCCAGUUCCAGAGCCUCUAUAGCAGCCCCUUUGGAGGAAGCAGAAUAAAGUUAUUUUCCUUGAAGCC
This is a messenger RNA of Neomonachus schauinslandi (Hawaiian monk seal), 595 nucleotides long. Its product is annotated as myosin-7. The transcript has 4 exons. Gene Ontology annotation, cellular component: cytoskeleton; myosin complex; cytoplasm. Gene Ontology annotation, molecular function: protein serine/threonine kinase activity. Bases 14 to 478 code for a protein of 154 amino acids. Gene Ontology annotation, biological process: actomyosin structure organization; peptidyl-threonine phosphorylation. NCBI's taxonomy places the organism in Eukaryota, Metazoa, Chordata, Mammalia, Carnivora, Phocidae. The record is from RefSeq and is a predicted model, not a curated record.